Molecule: messenger RNA, 1434 nt
Organism: Osmerus eperlanus (European smelt)
Lineage: Eukaryota; Metazoa; Chordata; Actinopteri; Osmeriformes; Osmeridae
Product: calcium uniporter regulatory subunit MCUb, mitochondrial-like
Exons: 8
Coding region: 217-1230 (337 amino acids)
Biological process (GO): mitochondrial calcium ion homeostasis; calcium import into the mitochondrion
Cellular component (GO): uniplex complex; mitochondrial inner membrane
Molecular function (GO): calcium channel inhibitor activity
Source: RefSeq, a predicted model, not a curated record
CUCUCUCUCUCUCUCUCUCUCUCUCUCUCUCUCUCUCUCUCUCUCUCUCUCUCUCUCUCGCUCUCUCUCGCUCUCUCUUUCCUGUCAUCUCAUACGCCCAGUUGAGACGGUAAACAUUCCGUGGUUCGCAGGAGUACGGCGAGCCUGCACGUUGAUUCCGAAAGAAGCGGAAUCUCACACUAUGCCAAAACGUCUGGAUUUAUUUUGAAGGUGGAUAUGGCUUCGUUGCGAAUGGUCGUUAAACUCCCUGUCAGAGUUUUCGGAUGUAACCUGCACUUCCACUCCGCACUCAAAACAACUCCUUCUCCGGUUACGUUACUUCAGAAGACUCUGCCAAAGCAGCCACAAUGGAGACGUCAGCAGUAUUUCUUCUGUAGUACAUCGGCGCCCUCUAGUGAUGUGUGUGUCCAGUACAGGCACGGCCGGGCGGUGCUGGAGGUGACACUGCCCUCCAGACAGGAGCGAUGUCAGUUCUUCCUGCGGCCCGUCGUCAUGACGGCAGGAGAGCUGCUGUCUGAGCUGCAGAAGGAGGACCCUGGGGUCACAGCCAGACUGCUCACCAAGGAUGGAGAGAAGGUGUCCUCCAGCACUCUGAUGGAAACCCUGCUGAGACAGGACUUCCAUCUGCUCAUCAACGGGGCUGUCCACCUGGUCCACCCCCCUCCCCCAGAGGCUGUGUCCAGUGAGCGUGUCCUGGGCUGCGAGGACAUGAAGCACCUGGUCCACAGGCUCCACUCAGCCCUGCACCUGCCAGAGCACCAGCAGCUGCAGGAGAGGCACCUGCUGGAGAGACUAGACCAGCUGCAGCAGAAACUCUCCACCCUAGAGGAGAUGAAGGUCCAGAUCGCGGGCAGGGCUGAGUCCCAGGCCUCGUGGGCCAUGUGGGGGGGCCUGGCCCUGCUGUCGGUGCAGGGCGGGGCCCUGGCCUGGCUCACCUGGUGGGUGUACUCCUGGGACGUGAUGGAGCCCGUCACCUACUUCCUCACCUACGCCACCAGCAUGGCUGUGUUCUCCUACUUUGUCCUCACCAAACAGGAUUAUGUGUAUCCUGAUGCCAAAGACAGGAAGUUCCUGCAUUACUUCUACAGAGGAGCCAAGAGGCAUCGCUUCGACGUGGACCGGUACAACCAGCUGACAGUGCAGCUUGUUCAGGUGAAAGACGACUUGAGACGUCUAAGAAAUCCAACCCAACUGCAGCUACCGGUGGAACAGCUCCAGCCCAAGCCAUGAAGACACACACACACACAAUAUAAACCUUAACACACACACACACACACAGAAGACAUAAACCCUAACACACAAAAUAUGAGACUGAAGCUCAUUUAUUUCUCUUUAUUUUGAUAAUGGUGCCUUUUAUCACUGGUCCUGCAAAUCAUUUUAUGUUUUGUUUACAAUGGAAGGAAACUAAAGUAUUGAAAUAAAAAUGUGACUGCA